This is a messenger RNA of Camponotus floridanus (Florida carpenter ant), 2878 nucleotides long. RefSeq lists its product as uncharacterized. Lineage: Eukaryota; Metazoa; Arthropoda; Insecta; Hymenoptera; Formicidae. Gene Ontology annotation, cellular component: HAUS complex; mitotic spindle microtubule. The transcript is spliced from 11 exons. The record is from RefSeq and is a predicted model, not a curated record. The coding region runs from base 313 to 2277 and encodes 654 amino acids. Gene Ontology annotation, molecular function: microtubule binding. Gene Ontology annotation, biological process: spindle assembly.
AUUUCCCUCGUAAGAUGGCGGACGCCAUGUUCGAUUGAGGACGCGAUAGUAGCGUUCAUUCAAUCCGUGUAUUUAUAUCGUAUAUAUAUCAGUGAUUAUAUUAGAAAAAGUUUGUCAAACAUAUCUAUUGGCUAUCGAAUAGAGAAUUUCUAGAGGCUUUUGGAAACGUGCGAUAAUAACCAAGCCUUCGUCAAAACUCUUAUGUCAAUCGAAAUAUAACCUUAAAGUUUCCCAUCUCGAUUCGAGCGAGACGCACACAACUGGUGAUUUUAGAAAAUUCAAAUGUUUAUUAACUAAUUGUAGCAUCACAGAAUGGCUGUCAGCGCGUCUUUUCAUCGGAAUGUCUUUUUAUUAAAUCAAUUGAUUCCGCCAAGUGAAGAUUUCAAAAAGGUUUUUCGGGAGGGAAUGUUUGAUAAACCGAAUUUUGCGGGAUUCAUACAAGUCUCUCAUUAUCUAUUAAUGAUAUGUGAUGCUGAGCGUUUCAGAAAACUGGUUGAAUGGCCAAUAUUAUGUAAAAAAACGGAAGCAAAAUAUCGUAAUGAUGUCAGAGACUACUUAAAUGUUAUUGCUGCAGAGAAUCCUGACAUGGGAUUUCCACAUAUAGUUACUACAUAUCUGCAUCACGCGAGUGGUACUAAGUUUAUGCUUAUAAUGUGGAAAUUAUCUCAACUUGCACUAAAGAGGUACCUCAUGCAUAAUGUUGAAUAUGAAGUUAUAUCUGCACCAAAACCAGGUCCUGCAAUUGAUCUAAUUAAAACAUAUUUACAACAAUCUAAGGCGAGUGUUGCUAGUGAUACAUUGAGUCACCGUAGAAAUUGCACACAAAUGGAGAAAGCAGUGAAUUUUACAUUGGCAGAAGAGAAAGAACAAUUGGCUAAGAUUAAAACAGAAUUAUUUGACAAGAAACAAUCUGUGACAAAUUGCAUAAGUAUUGCACCUGUUGCUAUCUGUAUAAAAGAACGUUUGAAAAAUGUCGAGGAUGCAGAAAUCAUACAAAUGUGGAAAAAUAGUUUAGACAAAAAUAUACAUUACAUACAAAAACAGAACACAGUUUUGAAAAAUCUGGAAAAAAUAUGCGAAAAUAUAAGUGGCAUAAUAAUGAAUCUAUUAGGCAAUGCAAAAGUACUAGAUGGCAAACAGUUGGAAAAAAUCAAUUGUUCUCUGAUAUCGGAAUUACCAUUUCCACCUGACAUUCAGCAUUAUCUUUGUCAUUUAUAUAAUGAUAAUCAAUUGGUAUAUCACAAUUUUAUUUACCUGCACACUUUGAUACUUCAUCAAGUGUAUCAAUGUUUGAGGAAAGAUGAAUUAGUAGACUUAAAGCAAUGCCUGUUGCAAAUGGAAGCGAGUGUAGAAGAUAUGAAGUCUAUGUACAAUAUAUUUAAAACUAUUUUGACAAAUAUGAAAAAUUCUAUAGUCGAGACACAAAGUUUCUUCUGUAAAAGAAAUAUGGACUAUACAACUGGAGAAUAUGUGUUACCCUUUGUAAAUAGCGUGCUUCUUAUGCCAUCGCCUCUUAUCAAAAUUAAUACUAAUUGUGUAGAUGAAACGAAUGAUUUACAGAAAUUAUUGCAACUUACUCCAGGUGAAAUUGCGCAUAAAUCGUUAUUUUCGAGAUAUGUGCGAUAUAAGCGGAUUCAUACACCAGAUUUAAGAACGAAUUUAUUUGUAUCACGUAUUAAUAUCGAUAGUGCUAUGUCGUUAGACAAUAAUGACAAACAAAGUUUGAAUUUGCGUUUUGUAACACCUAAAAUGAAUAAAUUGUCCAAGAAAGUAACAGGAAAAUAUUGCCGAUUAUUUUCAUCACACAUGGAUAAAAAUAUAAAAGCCAAUUCCAGCAUGAUAUCUCUACCAUCUACAGCACAAGCCAAUUCUUCUGCCAUUGCAAAUACAAUAGGAGAAAUGCCUAAUAUUUCGGAUUUUAAUUUGGAUACUAUAGCAAAGGGUUAUUUUAAUCUGAAUGAAGAGUCUCUCAUAAAUUCUACAAUUUCUUGUAUAUCUACAUCUGCACAGUUUACUCCAAUAAAACAGAAUACCUCGAGAGAUAUGUCCCAAGAACGAACGACAGACAAGUUUGAUCACGAGUUUAAAGUAAAUAAAUUGGAGUUAAAUGACUUUACGGAAGUACAAUUUGUGAGUGAUGAGAAUAAAGGCACAGUUGUAAAGCAUGAAAAUAGUUCAAGAAGACAGUCUAUUAGUGACUUGGUGGAACGUUAUAAGAAAUUGCUGGAGGUCAGCAAUUCUACUAUGAUAAAGUUUCAAGAUAAAUGCAAAGAAUAAGAAGUUGAAUAACGAAGGAAAAACAGAGAAACAAAGAUAAGUGAUGCACAUAUUAUGAAAAGAUAUCAAUUUUUAUUAAAACUAAGGAGGAACCCAAUUAGUAAUUACCUCAUCAUGAUUCUCUUCCUUAUUUCCCUCAUCGUCGUCUCCAGAACUAUCUCCUCCUGAACUAUCGGCAGAAUUACGUUGCUGAUCUUUGUUAUUUAAGCUAUUCACAGCAGUUGUGGGUAUAGCUUUGAUUUUACUAGCGGCAUCGUAACAUUGUAAACAAACUCUGACGGCCUUCCCGUUCCCCUGUCCAGUGCAUGCAAAUUGUAGCUUCAUUAUCUGGUACCCAGACUGCUGCGUGAAUCUCGACAGGCUUUUUGCCGCCUAUAAGGAUAUAGAGAAAUAAAGAAAGGAUUAAAGUCUAAAUCAAUUGUGCAGAUCUAUGGAAUUACGAGAGAUUUGGGUUGCAAAACACAUCGUUGUAAUAAUUUAGCUUUUACUUACUUUUUCUUAAUAAAUCUUCAAUACAUUUUGUGAUAUGUGCCAUCCAUUCUUGCUUCUCUGUUGCAGUAGCAGCAUAAACAGCAAAUGACUUUGUUACUGUUUUAAUGAG